UUGUGGGAGUUUUCUGGGGGUCCCUCAGGCAGCCAGGGGCUAAGAACUCAGCACUCGUGACCCCAAUGGCUCUGGCUGGGGUGGGGAGACAGCUGGUUGCAGGACUCUCUGCUGGUGCUUUCAGCCCUGGAUCUCAAAGCAAUUAAUGGGGGUUAAUUAGUUGAGCCUUGUAAACUCUUUUGCCCCGGGGAGUGAAGUGAGGAUCCUCAUUCCUGUUAUGCAGUGAGGGAAACUGAGGCACAGAGCGCCCUGCCCCCUGCUCGGCUCUCGUGGGAACGAAGUUCCCAAGGGAAACUCCCGCCAGUUCCCACAGCAACUCCCGGACACCUGGGUCCUGUCUGCGUCCUGGAGCAGAGGGAGGAGGGGCCUGGAGAAACCAGGGAUCGCCCCCCCCCCGCACGGAUUGAGGGGUCUCUGGCCAUGGUUCUCCAGGACAAUGAGCCCCUGGCGGGGCUGAGCCAGACCUCCCGAUGCCCUGUGCUGGCCCCCGUGGGGCAGGGCAGGUGGAGGGGCCCCGGGGCGGCCCAGGCCCAGCUGGUGGGCAAGGCCGACUGUCUCUCCUCCAGCUCCGGGGCAGCCACGAGCGACAGCCCCGAGGAGGACGAGGCCAGCAGCACGGAGAGUGCCCAGAACGGGGACGAGAGCCCCCAGGCGGGCGCGGAGGGGUCCCGGCUGCGGGGGGAGCAGGACGAGGCGCUGGGCCGGGUAGCGGAGUUGGAGAGUCGCAUCAAGGAGCUGCAGCACCAGCAGAAGGAGAUGAACAUUGAGAUGAAGCUGGAGGGGGCGCUGCUGGAGGGGGAGCUGGCGGCCGAGUGGCGGGAGGUUCAACGCGAGGAACAGCUGGUCCUGCAGCUGCAGAGGAGGUUCGCGGAGACGGUGCACCGGUGCCACACCGAGAGAGAGAAGGAGAAGGCUCGGCUGGGGAAGGAGCGGCGCAAGGUGGAGGAGCUCCAGAGGCAACAUGCCGAGUCCCAGACCCACCUGGAGACCCAGCCCGAGAGCAUGCGGGAGCGGAUGCAGAGCCAGCUGCAGCAGACGUCGGAGAUGCUGGAGGGGGCUCUGAGGAGCUACGAGGACCUGGAGUUCCAGCAGCUGGAGCGCGAGAGCCGCUUGGAGGAGGAGAAGGAGGCGGCCUGCCAGGCCUUGGCCCGCCAGAUAGCCCAGGUCCAGGAGAGCCUCAAGGAGAGGAAGAGGAAGGUGCGCAGGCUGGAGGCCCAGGUGCGCUCGGUGCAGGAGCACAUGGCGGGCGAGUGCCGCAAGCUGGUGCAGGAGAAGGGAGAGGCCGUCCAGAGCCUCAACUUGGAGCGGCGUCGGCUGGAGGAGCUGGGCAAAGCCUGUGAGGACCAGAGCGGAGAUGACUCGCCCGUCAGUAACCAGGAGCUCACCAAGCUCAUGUUCACCCAAAAGACGGAUCGGAAGGUCGUGGUGCUGGGCUGCGACCAGCGCGACCCGGCCUGCGUGUUCUCCGUCCGCAGCUCCGUCCAGAGCUCCUUCGGGCUGCAGAGAUCGAGGAGCCUGCCCCGAAGACGGGGGGACCGGCCGCCCCCCCGCCCCACUCAGCGCCCCCUCUCGCUCGAAGCCAACGGGGGGCUAGACUCAGACGUCCUGGCGCUGCAGCUCUCGGCGGGGGGCGACCGGCGCUGCGUGCCACUCAAACAUCUCAACGCCCCCCUGUACCCGCUGGGGGGGCCAUACAGCAGCGUGAGCUCCUGUGUCACCAAACUGGCCGAAAUGGAGCGGAUGGUGCGGGAGGCCAUGGCGGAGAGAGAGCGGCUGCUGCAGGCGCGGGAGGCGAAACGAGUGGCCCAGGGGGAGACACAACACACGGAGCCGCCCCCCCCUGCCCAGGACCGGAGCCCGGGGCCGGCGCGGGAGCCUCCUGCCCCCGCCCCCCUGGACCUGCGCGCCCACCUGGAGGCUUCGGGGCACAGCCUGGAGACCUGCCCCGAGGUGCGGGUGACGGGCAGGGCCUGCCGCGGCUUCCUGGUCAAGAUGGGCGGGCGCAUCAAAACCUGGAAGAAACGUUGGUUCUGCUUCGACCGCCAGCGGCGCCUGCUGGCCUAUUACGUGGACAAAGAGGAGGCGAAACUCAAGGGCGUCAUCUACUUCCAGGCCAUCGAGGAGGUUUAUUAUGAUCACCUGCGCAGCGCCUUCAAGAGCCCCAACCCCAAACUGACCUUCUGUGUCAAGACCUACGACCGGCUCUUCUGCCUGGUGGCGCCCAGCGCCGAGGCCAUGCGGAUCUGGAUGGACGCCAUCGUCACGGCCGCCGAGGAGAACACCCGCUACUGAGCCGGGCCCGCCGAGCCCCCCAGGCACCCACCAAAGACAUUGCCCACCUGGUGGGCGUGGCCAGCUGGGCCACUGGCUCCGCCCCUGGGAGGGGCUUGAGGGCAGGGCAGCCAAUGGGGGGUGGACUUGGUUCUUGAAGGUGUGAAGCUGUGCUGGCCCCGCCCCUUUUGACCUCGGCCAUGGCGGGAGCAAUGAGGCGCAGGCGUUUGCCUCCAAUCAGAGCAGGGCUCUUCUAAAACACAGACGCUCCCGGAACUGGGACCAAUGGGAGGCAAAUGGCUUUGAAUCCUGACCAAUGGGAGGAGGCUCACUGAGAAUUCUGGCCAAUCAGAGAACGCCUAGUUGGAAGGCCAGGCAAUUGGAUGCAUGUUCACCUGGGACCUGCACCAAUCCGUGGAGAGAAGGGUUGAGGCCUGGCCAACAGGAAAAGACUUGUUCAGAAUCUGCACCAAUAGGAGGAGACCUGCCUUAAAUGCUAACCAAUGGGGGCGGGGUGGGGAACACCUGGUUGGAAUUCCCACCAAUUGCAUGCGGCCUGGCUUUGAAACCUGGCCAAUUACCCAAAAGACUCAGCUGGAAUUUGCACCAGUGGGAGGAGACCGGGAUUGAACUGACCAAUGGUGGCUUGGACUUCCCAUUGACUGUCUGAAAUCUUGACCAAUGGGAGCAGGCUUCAAGGAUGCACCAAUCGGAGGAGACCAGGAUCAAACUGGCCAAUGGUGGCCGUGCCCGGAGGGUGCCGUGGCCAAGUCCCGACCAAUGGGGAGUGUGGAGUCUCUCUGAUAGGGAGCAAAGACUCUGUUGCCUGUAUGGCCUUUCCCAGCAUGCUUUGUGCCAUGUGGCCAAGGCCCAGGGGGCCGGGGCUGAGCCCAAAGGUGGCAGCAGGGGGAGCCCCCUGGAUCUUGUCUGUACCCCUCCCCCGCCCCGUGUCUGUUGUGGGCCCCGGGGUCGCUGCCCCCUGCUGACGCCAACUAUUUAUUACAGAAACUCGUCUGACCCACGGGCCAUGUGUCUAGUUUUAUUGCAGCCAGUGCCCCUCGCUCCAGCCCCCUGGGCUCCCCUGCCCCAAGCUCUGCCAGU
Messenger RNA from Mauremys reevesii (Reeves's turtle), 3372 nucleotides. It is a transcript of the gene PHLDB3, whose product is annotated as pleckstrin homology like domain family B member 3. Lineage: Eukaryota; Metazoa; Chordata; Testudines; Geoemydidae. The record is from RefSeq and is a predicted model, not a curated record. The transcript has 18 exons. The coding region runs from base 421 to 2292 and encodes 623 amino acids.